UAUUGAAAUUGAAUCGAAUAAUUGAUGAUCGAAGGUUAGAGUGCGGGGGUGAUUUUAAUUGUGAAGCGCACGGUACACAAAAACCAAACCCUAGAAUACGAGAGGGAUAAUCAGAUCGAAAUUGAAGUGAUUGGGCAGGGUUAAACAUGUCUGGUCGGUUGAUGAAGAAAGUUCUCAAGGAGCAAGAAGCAGCAAAUCAACAACAUGAGAAGAAGGAUUUGUACAGCGACGAUGACUCCGAAUCUUCAAAUACCUCUCCCUUGGCCUCCUCCGUCAACCCCUUCGAUCUCCUCGAUGACCAAUCACAGGAUGAGAAUGAUUUGGAUAUAGCAGGGGGUUCCAGUUCAGGAUAUCCUGAAGUGGAAGAAAGCUUGACGGAAAAAGUAGUUUUAAAUGAUACAGUUUCGCAAUCUAAUGCCAAAACAAAGAAAAAUAAAAAAAAGAAAGGGAAAGAGGACAAAAUUUUGGAUAAAAAGAAUAUUGAGAGUGCAUCUUAUAAGAUGUCAAAUAUGUCAAUGUUUGGAGAGGAGUCCUCCAGUCCUAGAUAUGGUCUUUCAGGAGCCAUACCAAAAAAUGAAACUUCUGGUGCUUUGUCAUCGUCAGUUUUACAAGUUGAGCCAAAAAUGCUUAAUGCAGAAACUGAGCUGCGAAGAAUAUUUGGUUCCAAGGUUGUGAAUUCUCUUGGAAGAAGUCAUCAAGCAGGACCAUCUAGACAGAACCGUGGAGGUAGACGUGGAAACCACAAUCACAGAAAGACUAUUCUUGUCUCUCCAUUAGAGCAUUGGCCUCGUUGGGAUGGAUCAUUUUCCAUGGAAUAUCUGGAAACAAAAGAUCAUUAUCAUUACUUUAGGUAUGUGCAAUCAUCUGCCUACAAGCAAGCACAAAUUGCGUUUGAAUCUGCAAAAGCAACACAUGAUCUAAAUGGCAUAGCAAAUAUAUUGUUGUACCACCCUUAUCAUGUUGAUUCACUGAUAACUCUUGCCGAAUAUUUUAAAUUCUCUGGUGAACAUCAAAUGUCCGCUGAUGCUACAUCUAAGUGUCUAUAUGCCCUGGAAUGUGCAUGGCAUCCCAUGUUCAGUCCCUUACAGGACAAAUGUAAGUUAAAAUAUAGCCAUGAAACUAACAGGCCAUUCUUUUCUACUCUUUUUGCCCACAUGAAAAACAUGGAUAGGCGUGGAUGCCAUCGCUGUGCACUUGAAAUUUGCAAACUGCUGCUUUCUUUAGAUUCAGAUGAUCCGAUGGGUGCUAUGUUCUGCAUUGACUAUUUUGCUUUGAGGGCUGAAGAGUAUACAUGGUUAGAAAGAUUUUCAGAAGAAUUCAAAAGCGAUAAUUCUCUAUGGCUGUUUCCAAAUUUUUCAUUUUCGCUUGCCAUAAGCCGGUUCUGUCUUGAGGGCUCAACUGAUGCAAACGAGGCUGAAAAAACUAGCUCAACUGACCUCAUGUGUCAUGCACUAAUGCUUCAUCCUCCAGUGUUAAAAAAAUUAGUAGCUAAAGUACCUCUGAAGGAUCAGAUGUGGGCAAACAUACUGAAUCAUAAGUUUUUUUCUAUUGAUCGAACAGGAGUUCCAUCCUUGGACCAUUUGAUUAAUAUAUAUGUUGAGAGGAGCUAUAUUAUCUGGCGACUUCCCGAUCUGCAGAAGUUUCUCAGGAAUUCUGCAAUGAAGGUUAUUGAUGACUUGGAUCAUAAUAGAGGCGAUGCUAAGGAUUGGGCUUGUGUGAGAGAAGAAGCAUUCUCUUCUGAGAAAAAUGAGUAUGACCAUCUCCUGGUGUCUGAUUUCUCAGACUCUGUGCAGACUAUGCCUCCUGAUAACUUACAAAAUUUUAUUCUCGACCCACAGGCCAUGGCAAUGCAGAAUGCAGACCAGGCUAUAAACCCACCUGCUGUUGGACGAGCUCCUCGUGAAGUAGCAAACCGAAAUGCAUUGGCAGUCCUACUUGAAUCGAUACUGCCAUGGAAUCAUUAUGGAACAAGCGGAGCUGGUGAGUUUGAAGAUGAACACAACAAUGAUAUGUAGAAGUGUCGGGCCUAAUAUUGUCAACCAUAGUAUUUUUUUUAAAAAAUGUCAGCAGAUCAUUUUCUGUAAUAAGUGAUAUGACAUUUGCACUUUACUGUACACUUCUCUUUUGCUGCUCAUGAGUACAUCUUCUUAGAUGGUUUGGUUUAGUUC
Messenger RNA from Daucus carota subsp. sativus, 2168 nucleotides. RefSeq lists its product as uncharacterized. Gene Ontology annotation, cellular component: RQC complex. Lineage: Eukaryota; Viridiplantae; Streptophyta; Magnoliopsida; Apiales; Apiaceae. The transcript has 4 exons. The record is from RefSeq and is a predicted model, not a curated record. The coding region runs from base 147 to 2015 and encodes 622 amino acids.